UCUUUGUGACGUUAGGUCCUCCUUUUAACCCGCAAGGUGAGGGUGUGGGAGAAAGAAUGAAUAAGGAGUUACUCUAAAGCGCUCCGGAUCGAUCUCAUUCGCAUUAUCGUGCAUCAAACAGCAUCGGGACACAUCUUCCUCAGCGGGAUAUAUUGAAACUUUUCCAUAAGCAGCUGGUGACAGCAGCGGAUCUCAGGUGAUCAGGAAAUACCGGCCAUGGCCCGGCGUAUAUCGCCUGUUGUCGCUUUUCUGCUUUGUUUUGGAUUAUCGCAUGUGUUCGAGGCUGAAGCCAGAUUCCGGCACUCUGUGGCCCUCCACAGGCAGAAGAGGGAAUGGAUCGUCCCUCCCCAAAUCCUAGAGGAGAAUAUCGAUUACACCAAGAAAGAAUUCAUUGCAAAAAUUCGCUCAGACAAGGAAGAUCCAAACAUGAAAAAUUUGAGGUACUCACUAACGGGCGUCGGCGCAGACAAGGAGCCAUUCAAUUUAUUUGUGGUGAAUCCUGAAAAUGGAUACGUAAGAAUAACGGGGAUCCUCGACAGAGAGGCUGUUGCACAAUACAAUCUUUCAGGGGUUGCUAGGUUCACAGAUGGCACAAUUGCAGAGAACAACAUUGGGCUAAGAAUAAAAGUGAAGGAUCAGAAUGAUAAUCCACCGGUUUUUGGUCAGAUGAAUCCAGGGGCUGUAGAUGAACUCAGUGACAUAGGUACAUCAGUGAUGAAGAUCAAUUGCUUUGAUGCUGAUGAGCCAGGAAACGCAAACUCUCAAAUCAAGUAUGAGAUUGUUGAGCAGCAACCAGCUGGGCAGUAUAUGUUCAGAGUUGACAAUGACGGGAUAGUCCGUGUUGCCAAUCCUAACCUGGAUAGAGAGACUAUUGAUCAGUAUGUCCUGCUUGUCAAAGCAUCUGACCUGAACGGUGCCGCAGGCGGCAAUGCCGCCACAGGGACAGUCGUCAUCCAGAUCAAUGAUGUCAAUGAUAAUGUGCCUACAUUGCAAGGCCCAUUUGACGCCAGUAUUGAGGAAAAUACAGAGAAAGUGGAGGUGAUGAGACUCAAAGCAAGUGACUUGGAUCUUAAGGACACGGACAACUGGGUGGCCAAUUGCUUUAUUGAUUCAGGCAAUGAAGCUGGAUACUUCAGCAUUAAAAUGGACCCAAAGACCAAUGAGGCAAUCCUGAUGCUUGACAAGGCUGUUGAUUAUGAGGACAUCCAAGACCUGAAACUUGGCAUCGGUGUACGCAACGUAGCUCCGUUCCACACCUCUGUGAGUUCAAUGAACUCUGGAAUGACUGUCAGCAUGGGGGGCGGCGGUGGAGGUGGAGGAGGAGGAGGAGGAGGCGGAGGAGGAGGAGGAGGAGGCGGCGGCGGUGGUGGUGGUGGUGGUGGUAGCAGUUCAUGGUCAUCGUCAGGCGGUCAGCUCUACAACGUGAACAUAAAGGUGAAAAACCAGCCAGAAGGUCCCAAGUUCUCGCCCCAUACAAAAGCCAUCCCCAUCUCAGAAGGCAAGACUUUUAACAGCAAUGAGGUCAUUGCAAGGUACCCGGCUAUUGAUACAGACACAGGAAAGGAAGCUACCAACGUAAAGUACAUUAAAGCAGUUGACCCAGAUAACUGGCUGACCAUCGAUGAGAAAACUGGGGCCAUUCGAAUGAACAAGGCUCCUGACCGCGAGUCCAAGUAUCUAGUUAACGGCACCUACUAUGCCCAGGUUUACAGCAUAACUCAAGACUUGCCUGCUAAGACAGCAACAGGCACCAUUGCCAUCCAGGUAGAGGAUUUUAAUGACCACUGCCCCACUUUGGCAAGCAAAGUCCAGACACUUUGUACUGAAAAGCAAGCAGUCUUAGUCACUGCAGUGGAUGAGGAUGCACCACCCAAUGGAGCUCCAUUCACCUUCAAUGUUGUCCCAGAAGGAACAAAGGGGAAAUGGUCAAUCGAGCAUUUAAAUGAUACCACUGCCAUCUUCAGGACACAAGAAAAGCUGUGGCCGGGAGAAUACGAGCUGACGGUGGAUGUUAAGGACCAGCAGGGGCUGGGAUGUCCAGAACCUCAGAAAAUAGUGGUGGAAGUGUGUACCUGUACAGACCAGGGGGCUUGUGACCGAACUGCAUUAGGAGCUCCUAAGAAGGGGACAAGAUUUGGACCUGCUGGAAUUGGCCUGCUCUUCCUUGGAUUGCUUGCAUUAUUGCUCAUUCCACUCCUGUUGCUGCUCUGUCAGUGUGGAGCUGCUGGGAUGGCGGGAGCUUUUACAGACAUGCCCUAUGACACUAAAGAGCAUCUCAUCUCUUACCAUACUGAGGGCCAGGGAGAGGACCGGGAUGUUCCGGCAUUGGGCCCUGUCGACAAUAUUGACAAUGGGAUGAUUGGUUUAAUAUCCAAAGAAGUGGGUGGUAUGCGUUUUGUGUCUGGAGGAGGAGCAGCAGCAGGAGGCUACUUGGACUCCACUUCCACAAUGGGUGGUCGUGCCUACAAUGACAUGGAAAUGUCCUACAUAGAUUCGAUGAGGAGAAAUGAGAACCUUAUGAGUAGAGAAGUGGCUGGAGAUUUUGACGGAAUGGCUGUGUCUGAAAUGUUCCUGGGUGAAUACUAUUCACAGAAAAGCCGAGGAAUGGAGGAUGGAUUUGCUAAGAAUGAACCGAUGGUGUAUGGUUAUGAGGGGAAGGGCUCCCCUGUUGGCUCUGUCGGCUGCUGCAGCAUGCUCGAAGAUAACAAUGACCUAGAGUUUCUGAAUGACCUCGGGCCAAAGUUCACCACUCUCGCCGAAAUAUGUGGAGGUAAAAAGGCAGAGGUCCCCGCUCCUCUUCCUGCCCCUCCCAAACCCGUCGUGGACCGUACCGAGGUGGUGUCUUCAUCAACCAAUGUUAUAAAUGCAGGGAAUAUAGCCACUAACAGAGGUGUAUCUACAAACAUAAUGAAUGUGGCUUCCAACACGGCUCCGACAUCAUCUACUCUUGUGGAGAACGUGGUUGUCACAGACAACCGGCCAACAAUGAUUGCAAGUGUCCAGCCGGCUCCGACUUACGUGGUGCAACAGCAGCCGAUGUACUACAUGGUUGAGCCGCAGCCCACCACGGUACUGCUCACUGAAAGGCCCACCAUGGGACAGGGCAUGUUCGUGCUGAACAGCGGCCCAGUAGCCGAGGGGGUCGUCGUCCAGGGCACCAACAUAGCGUCGAAUACCCUGAAUCGUGGUGAGAGAAUGGUGCUUGUGGAAAGGAGUGGAUCUGCUCAGGCUCUGAACAAUGGACUGCUGAACACAAGUAAUAUGUCUGGAUCACAAGUGUUUUUGGUGGAUGGGGGAGCCACAAGCGGUCAAGUCCUUCAGGGGACACUUCAGAGAGGAGUUUCUGGAUCUCAGGGCCUGAUGGUUGUGGAUGGACAAGGGGGCCAGGUGAUUCAGGGGUCCCUCAAAAGAGGUGUUUCCACUCACGGAGGAUCUCAAAAUGUCCUUUAUGUGGAGAAUAAAGGGGCAUCAGGUAUGGUCCAGGGGGGUCUUCAAAAGGGCAUGGCGUCCGCAGCAGGGUCCUUUAUUGGUAACGUUGGAUUUAAUGGGCCAUCUGUCCAGAUUAACCAAAAUCCAUCAUCACAUAAAGUUGUUGUCCAGGAGAGAAAGGUGACAACACAAAGUAUCAAGUAACAAUGCAACGCUCAUAGAGUACAUGUACAGUUGUGAAAGUAUUAGAGGGUUUAGAAAGCCAUAAAAAGUCUUGAACUUUUCAGCUCAUGCAUGCCAAUCAUUAGAUUAUCAUCUUGGUAACACGUUAGGUCAUGGAGAAUAUGCAAAUUAACGCUUGAAAAACUGGUUUUAAUGCCCUUGAGCUUCUCUGUAUGUGUAGUGCACUAUACAUUAAUUUCUUCCUUUCUUUUUGCAUAUAGGUAAUAUGUUAUUUGUAUGUAUGCAUUCAGUGUGUGUGUUCUUUAAAGAAUGUUGUUUGCACAUAACAUGCAGUUCUAGGAGGAGCCCUGAGGCCAUUCCAGUGCAGUUUAUGCAAAUCACCUCAAAGCUAUUUUCGUAAACAGCUGAUAUAUGAGAACACCUUGUUAAAUGCAUAAAUCAGCCAAGUACAGUCACCUCAAAAGACUGAGAAGGGCAGAUGUUUUUUUUUUUUUUUUCUUAUCCUGAAAUGUAUAGUGCUGUAAAAGACAAUUCAAAAAUCACUUUGGCAUCAGGUGAACUCCAAUUUUGUUUUUUCAGUAGGCAUUUUUGGAAAAGAACAGAUUACGGUUAGGGUUUGGUUUUUAUGUAUUGUUCAUUCCUCGUUAAUGACUUGUAAACAAAUAAAAAGCAAGUCUGAUUAGUACAGUCUGUUUAGAAGCUUGUGGUUUUCCUUUGCCGUGUGUUUAAAUACCAAGACCAAACCCACAUUCCAAGCAAUAAUGUUUGUGCAUGAAAUGAAUGUUAUGUAAAAGAGUCUUAUAUUUGUAAAAUUGUAUUUCUUUUCUCAAAACAUUUGAAAAAAAAAAAAAUACUAAAGUUGCGGUGCUGGGCUUUUUCUAUUGACAGCUCUGGUUUGGUACCCAAAAUGGUUGCUUUUCACUUGUUUGUUAAAGAGGUGGGCAGUGGGUUCCAACUUUCCCAGAAAUGGACUCAUAGCUGCAUGUUGGGAAAGUAUGGUACUGGUUUUGACAGUGAAACAUUUUCAGGGGUCAAUAGAAUAUAUUGUAAAGCAGCAUAAGGCUGUCUAGAAUGUCUUUUUUUUAAUGUUCAUUUUUAUAAAUGUUUGAUAUGUUUGACUGGAAAAGACUACCAAAAGCAAUAAAAAGUCAUUUUAAUGUCA
Megalobrama amblycephala (Wuchang bream) is the source of this 4774-nucleotide messenger RNA. RefSeq names its product desmoglein 2, tandem duplicate 1 (gene dsg2.1). Lineage: Eukaryota; Metazoa; Chordata; Actinopteri; Cypriniformes; Xenocyprididae. The coding region runs from base 217 to 3633 and encodes 1138 amino acids. Gene Ontology annotation, biological process: homophilic cell-cell adhesion. Gene Ontology annotation, cellular component: desmosome; plasma membrane. The transcript is spliced from 14 exons. Gene Ontology annotation, molecular function: calcium ion binding. The record is from RefSeq and is a predicted model, not a curated record.